AGGUACUUUUCAGAAGAGACGCGGAAGUAAACUGAUAACUACUUAACUGAGACAUGGUGCAAAUACAUCUAUACUUCGAUUAAGCGCUACUUUUUGACGGUAAAGGAUGCAAAUUCUAUGGCUUUAUGUAUGCUAUGUACUAUUAAGGCUUGAAGCUGUAAGCUCCAGCAGUACAUGGCAGUGGCAAUUCGAUAGAUCCGUAUGCCUCAACGAUGGCGACAACGCUACAAUGACGUGGAAUGUGACUCUGGAGUCAGGCCAGAGUUUGUCAGGAAUUGAGAUCUGGGAGCAGUCUACAGCGCCUGGAGCAACACCGUCCAAGAUGUAUACUUAUCUUGUUGGACCUGAACCAGCCUACAGUGACCGAGUGAUGUCCAUAUCGCUCACGGAUUCAAGCCCUCUCUACCAUAUUGUGUUUACGCUGGCGAAUGUUAGCAACAAUAAAGAUGGAUUCGGCACUAAAAGCCUACAGUGUAGAGUUGCAGCAGGAAGUUUGCCAACCAUUACAGGAAAUCCCCCGUUAGACACCGUGUUUAACGUGCAAGUCCCACCCAGCAGCGUUGUCAUUUCUCCACCGAGUCCUUCCGUGACCGAGCGUGACCAAGUGAACCUGACGUGUUCAGCUGAUGGUACUCCUCCACCAACCUUCACAUGGAUCAGCCCUAAGGGGCGCACCGUAGCACACGGACCGUCCUACAUCAUUCCCAUGGUGCACCGCGACCUGUCAGGGGUCUACACGUGCGUGGCUACUGACGGAUGUGGACGGAACCACACCAGGGAUGCAACACUCGCAGUGAGAUAUAAGCCAGAGAACGCUACAAUGUUAGCAAAUGCAUCUUCCGUAUGUGUUGGUGGCAUGGUCUUGUUAAACUGCUCAGCGGUGGGUAAACCAGACAACAUAACCUACACUCUCUAUCGCAAUGGUACAGAGUUUGCCUCACAGAUGCACGGACUGUUCGUCCUUCGUCUUAACCCUCCUGGCGUGACCAUCCUCACGUGUGUUCCCAGUAACAAGGCGGGAGAUGGGCACAACAAUAGCGUCACCGUCACAGUCAAAGCUGGAUGGACUAGGGGUCCCAUGCAGCGGAUAACAAUGGGGUCAAAAGCUACACUUACAAGAUGCCCGGCCUUGGUUUAUAAAUUAAUAAUCAACCUUUUUCUCGCGCUGUCUGCAAUUCUUAUAGCACCUCCGCGCAUCACGAGUCUGACCCCGUCACAAACUGUUGUGGAGGGAAACAGUUUUACCAUGCAGUGCGCCGCAUCUGGUACAGCACCCUUGAACAAAGCAAUACACAAACCAAACGGGUCGGUACUGACCAGCUCCGGGAUCUACACGUUCAGUCCUAUCACGAGAAGAGAUGGGGGGACCUACACAUGCACCUUGAACAACGGCAACGAGUGUACGGCUGAUUCACAGACGACGACAAUUAUUGUCAUUUACAAACCUGAAAACACACGUAUCUCCCCACUAGCGAGCUCAUACUGCAGUAGCUCCACUAUUUCUUUCAACUGUUCGGCGACAGGGCAUCCGCGGGUCAUCCAGUACUCGCUGUAUCUUAACAACCGUCAUUUGUCAAGUAGAAUGGAUGGAGUCUUUAAAGACAUUUUACUUGACACCCUGGGCGAGCAGCUGUUUACUUGUAUCCCAAGCAACACUGCUGGAGUUGGACAAAAUACCACUGCUAGAACAAUUGUGCAAGAAUUCCGCUCGUCUGUGUCCAUUGCGCCUGCGCGUACCAUCACAACAAGCGAGGGGUCGUACGUGCAGAUGACGUGCAGCGCUAGUGCUGUUGAUCCGUCAAGUAUCAACUGGGUCAAAGAUGGCGUCCUUCAAGGGAAGGGACCAACACUCACGUUCCCCUCGAUAAGCAGAGAUCAAGGGGGAGUUUAUAACUGUACUGUGAUUGACGGCUGUGGCUCAGCAUCAACGGACAUAGCGGUUUAUUAUGUCGACAUGGAGAGGUAUCCACUCAAGUGCAUAAAGUCACCAGCUGUCAGUAUCACCAUAGAAACAAACAAGACCCCUCCCCCUGCCAUGGAAUGUGUGACAAGCAGCAAAAAGUUACAAUCACAUUUGACCAGCAGGACUGGAAGAAAAGUCACUUACGAAGUUGAAUUGACAAGUGUAGACGAAGCUGAGGUGACAUGUCACGCGGAAGGUUUCCCUGGAUCUCGGCAUACAUUCACUGUGGUUGCAGCGACCUCGGAGCAGACAAGAAAUGGAAGUUUCCGGCUUACAAACGCCAAAUACCCACCAAACGAUCAAAUGAAAACGAGCCUCGAAAAACUGGUACAAGAAAGCGUCGAUGCCACUUGUAUGACUAAGGUCUUCUUGAGCUAUGGGCCGGGUAGUCUUAUCGUGUACGUAACCCUAACAACGCCAGCAAACGUCUCAGAUCCCUUUGUACCGCUCAAGAAUGCCCUUCUACAAAAUGCGCCAAGAUACAACUUAACGAUUGAACCGUCAAGUGUCAAAUUGCAGCAAGUGAAUACUCAACAGUUGCCAAAGUUUGAUGACGUUAGGCCUACCAAUCAAAGAAUCAAAGUCACGUGGUCAAAGCCCUAUAGUAAUGCGCAGUGCACGAUGCGCGCUAGACCUCUAGCUGGAGCGUCAAGUGAUUGGGUGACGUCCUCAGGUUUCAGUAGUUCAGCCUCGCUGUCGUGCGUGUUGGAUGAUCUUGAGUCUGACACUCUGUACGAGGUGGAGGUCACUGUGUCAGUGCAGGGAGACACGAGGCGUGACACGGUCUACAUCAGGACCACCCCCACAGCUGUCGAGGUAAAUGAUCAGAACUCCACCAUUGUUGGUCUCGCUGUGCUGGUCGCCAUCUUGUUCUUGGUUAUCUUUGGUCUGAUUGUCUACAUCGUGGUGCUGAAGAGGGCAGGUCUUACAACAAAGAAAAGAAGACCUGAAGCUGAUAACCCAGGCUACUCUGGAUUUCAGAAUGUGGCAAUGCAAGAAAAUGCGAACCAAGACCGAAACACAAUCCAAGAGAUGGGAGACUAUGAGGUCGCCCCAUCGGAUAAUAGGGGACCCAUCCCUGACCCCAUUCCACAAUACGAACCAGUGAACAAUACACAAGCACGACCAUCCAACCGUAUUAACGUCACGCAAUACGAGGAUGUAGCGCAAGGGAGCAAUGUCACGCAGUAUGAAGCUAUAAACAACAACCCGUCACGCGAUCAGCACGUGCCAGCCAAUCGCCAGUACGAAAGCGUCGAUAGCACUAGAAUGAGUAGACAGAACCCCCCCGCGAGGAGAGCAAGAAACGACACAUGUGAUCAAAGCGAGCCAGGUUACGAGAGCACAAGAAAACGAGGCUUACCACAUGAAGUGUACCAGUCCCUACAGGCGACGACACAACACAGCGAGAAUGCGCAGUAUGCCCCACUGCAUCCUGGGACACGCAUUGCGGCCAGGCCUGGUGGUAGGGACGAGAGGGGAGUAGGCUUAGACAUAAGAGGGAGUGAGUACCAGGAGUUGAACAGAGCUAAAACCACAGAUCCAUGUUAUCAGCGGGUAGGCAGUAGAGUCUCUAGCGCAUAA
Nematostella vectensis (starlet sea anemone) is the source of this 3547-nucleotide messenger RNA. RefSeq names its product hemicentin-1. Gene Ontology annotation, cellular component: plasma membrane. The transcript has 16 exons. The record is from RefSeq and is a predicted model, not a curated record. Lineage: Eukaryota; Metazoa; Cnidaria; Anthozoa; Actiniaria; Edwardsiidae. Bases 107 to 3547 code for a protein of 1146 amino acids.